CAUCAACGCAACACGGGCGCACAGGUAGGCAUGAGAACACGCGUCCGUGGUGAAUCAGCCCUCGCGUGAAGGGAGGGGGUUCCGGAGCAAGCUUUGAGAGCAACAUGUCGACAAGCCAUUGGCCGGUAAAUGUGGCUGGGUAUGCGGGCGUCUCGACUCGGAAGCCGCUGUGGCAGAUGGCUGCGCGGAAGGAGGAAGAGGGGGAGCAGGAGGAUGGGGAGGAGGAAGGACGCACCGCUGCGCGUUCGUCGACGAGUGCAUAUAGUAGAGCAAAAUGUACAAAGCCUCGUCGAGGGAAACAACAGCCUGGUCUGCCACGGGUUGGAAGCCGAGUCGGCGAAAACGACAGCCUGGUGUUUAUGCCACGGGUUGGAAGCCGAGUCGACGAAAACGACAGCCUGGUGUUUAUGCCACGGGUUGGAAGCCGAGUCGACGAAAACGACAGCCUGGUGUUUAUGCCACGGGUUGGAAGCCGAGUCGACGAAAACGACAGCCUGGUGUUUAUGCCACGGGUUGGAAGCCGAGUCGACGAAAACGACAGCCUGGUGUUUAUGCCACGGAUUGGAAGCCGAGUCGACGAGAUUCCCAUGUUCGACAGCGUGGAGAGCGAACCUGGCGUUUUGGCGAAGAAGCAAAAAACGGUUUUAGUUUUUUGCGAGAUGAGGUGGUGGUGGGAACGGGAUGGUCGUGAAGAAUACCCCGAAAAGGCAACGAAGGAGAAGGGUACUCCACAUGCACUGGAUCUCCCGAACACCUAUUCGACCGCUCGCGAUGUGGAGGGCUACAGUGCCUACUCCGGAUCACAGAUACAGACGCUCUAGAGUACUAUGAUGGAAUACGAUAUUCUGGAGUGGACUCGCCGUCGUCGAUUCCACCCGCAGAUAGAUAAAAACAUCCAGUGAACAGCGAACGACACACAACCCCACCACACCCUCUUC
Molecule: messenger RNA, 938 nt
Organism: Tricharina praecox
Lineage: Eukaryota; Fungi; Ascomycota; Pezizomycetes; Pezizales; Pyronemataceae
Exons: 4
Coding region: 105-821 (238 amino acids)
Source: RefSeq, a predicted model, not a curated record